Molecule: messenger RNA, 2788 nt
Organism: Rhineura floridana
Lineage: Eukaryota; Metazoa; Chordata; Lepidosauria; Squamata; Rhineuridae
Gene: TNIP1
Product: TNFAIP3 interacting protein 1
Exons: 19
Coding region: 147-2093 (648 amino acids)
Biological process (GO): regulation of transcription by RNA polymerase II; cellular response to lipopolysaccharide; negative regulation of canonical NF-kappaB signal transduction
Source: RefSeq, a predicted model, not a curated record
CUCAUACUUCCUCCUCCGCAGCCGGAGAGGAAAUAGAGGAGAUGUCAGCGGUGCAAAGCCUAGGAGAUCCGGGAGCUGACUGGAUCCCCACCACAAGAUCUUUCACAGGCACAGCUAUCUGGAAACUGGAUUAUUAAGCUGCAGCCAUGGAAGGCAAGGGGCCUUAUCGUAUCUAUGACCCUGGCGGGGGGACGAAAGAGGAAGCGUCUGCUGCCUUUGAACGGCUGGUGGAGGAAAAUACCAGGCUGAAGGAGAAAAUGCAGGGAAUUAAGUCUCUAGGUAACGGGGAGCUCUUGGAAGAGUCUCAGUUAGAAGCCUCCAGGUUGCGUCAGAAGGUGGAGGACCUAGUGAAGGACAACGAAAUGUUAAGGUCCACCUCCCCUCUCGACAAACUUGCUGAAAUAGCAGGAGGAAUCCCAGAUCGUAGCUCUUCCCCAGAGGUUCCAGGUGAAGAUCAGAAGGAGAUGAAAAAACCUGCACAUGAGCCAUCCUGCAGUGGGUCCUCAUCUGAGUUUGAAAUUGUUGGUGCUGAAGAUAAGAGGUCUUCCCAGGAGAACAGCGGGAAAUCUGUCAUAGAGCCACUCCAGAACGAGGACGGCAACCUUAUGCUCCACCUUCAGCGCUUGGAGAACACACUUAGCCUCUUUGCUGAGGAGUCGGACAAAACCCAGCUCUUUGCUCACCUGGGGCGCAUGGCUCUGGAGUUCAACCGCCUGGCCUCCAAGGUGCACAAGAACGAACAGAGGACAUCCAUUCUUCAGGUAGUGAUGCCGAACUCUUAUUUUCUUUUUCCUGAGAAAUGUUUCUUUCUGUGGGCCAAGGCAUUGUGUGAGGAGUUGCGGAAUGAGAAUGAGGAGCUGAGGGCAAAGUUGGAGAAGGAACUAGAGCAAAGGAACCAGGUUUCAGAAAAGCUGUGGUGUGAGAAUCUGGAGCUCAGAAAGGUGGUGAUGAUGGACAGCAAAGAAGGAAUGAAAGCAGAAGGCAUAGAAUGUGCCGGACAGCAACAGAAGGGAGCUGCAGAGGAGAAAGCAACAGGGAAAAGCAUGUUGGGGACAAGCGAGAAGAAAGUGAAGAUUCUUGAGCACCAACGCAAUGAGCUGCUGGAGGUAAACAAGCAGUGGGACCAUCAUUUCCGGUCCAUGAAGCAGCAGUAUGAGCAGAAGAUAACAGAUCUACGGCAGAAGCUUGCUGACUCCCAGAAGGCACUGGGGGAGCUGGAGGCAGAGCGGGAGCAGAAGCAGAGGGAUUUUGACCGCAAGCUGCUCCUGGCUAAAUCCAAGAUUGAAGAGGAGGAGACAGAAAAGGAGAGAUUUAGUGGGGAGGUGAAGGAUCUAAAACAGAGGGUGAAGUUCCUACAGGAUCAAUUGGGUCCAGUCACCAGACAAAGGGAGUACCAGGAGAAGGAGAUCCUACGGCUAAAUAAGGCCUUAGAAGAGGCCCUGAACUUCCAAGCCUCUCCUCCUUCCCCUUCGGUCUUCAAUGGCUCUGUUGAGCCUGGCACAAUUAUCCGACAUCAGGAGGUGAUGACUCAGAACGAUCUCCUAAAGCAGCAGGUGAAGAUCUUUGAGGAGGACUUCCAGCGGGAGCGUAGUGACAGGGAGAGGAUGAAUGAAGAGAAGGAGGAGCUGAAGCACCAGCUGGAGAAGUUUCAGAAGCAGUUGAUGCUUACCAACAACCAGCUGCAGCUCUUUAAAGAGGACUGUCGUAAAGAGAAAGAGGAGAAGGACAAGCUCAAGAAACUGCUCAAGCAGCACAAACAGCAUUCUGGUGACAGACUGCAUCCAGAGCCACAGCCAGGACCAGUGGCCCCAGUCUGUCCUGUGUACCAGUUCCAGUGCUCCCCUCCAGUCCAACCACACAUGUAUCGCGGUUAUGAGGAUUGGCAGCAGAUCCGUUACCCACCAUCGGCAAUGGCAAGCGAGCGUCUUCCAGUUCAGAACUACCACCGUUUCCCUCCUCCAGAAUAUACCUGGUAUCCACCCUGCGUUGUAUCACAAAAUCAGAACUCGCAAGCAGUGGACAGUGCGAAACAACUCUCCAAGGAAACUGACCCUACAGGCCAUGGGUUACCUAAAAACCAAAGACCUGCCUAACUCUACGGUGAUGUGCAAGAGCAUCCAAAGUGGAGUUAUGAUAUAUGUAUGUGAGUCUGCAUGUACAGAUAAAACCUCUUUGUGCUUCUGGACACUAUUCACCUUUAAUUGUGUAUAUGGAAUACAAAUACACUUGGAUGCUUAAAGUAACAGCAGCUUUAGCGGAAUUUUCUGAAGACAUAUGAAAGAUGCUACCAAAGAGUGACAGUGCCCUGGUCCUUUUGGGGAAAUCACCACUUGAAAAAUCUACCUGGGCUUCUCUUUCUCACUCAUUCAGCAUUUGGAUCAAUAACUUUUUCUGACCUCAAGGAUUCAGCUGCAAGGGAGCAACUUUCAGACUCCAGUAGCAAAUGCCGGCAGUCCUGUGUCAAGAGACCCUUCAUCUAGCUGAUCCCCUGUGAAGUAACAGCUUUGCAUUUAUGACAUGGCAUCUGUAUUCAGUGACAGCAGAGGCACUCUGUGUGCAAAAUGGCUUGUGGCCAAUGCCUGGACUGGUUAAAGACACUGAAUUAUUGCAAGGAGAAGGAGAGAAAUUCAAUCCUUGUGGUUUUUUCCUGCUCAUGAAUGUCUAUAGCGUAUAGGAAGUAAAUAUACUUUUCCUACCCUGACUAUAUUUUUUUGAAUUUGCAGUUCUAGUCCAGUGGUUUAGCCCAAAUAAACUGUCACUUGAUGCUCCACUGAGUCAUGCUGUACAA